Molecule: messenger RNA, 876 nt
Organism: Trichoderma breve
Lineage: Eukaryota; Fungi; Ascomycota; Sordariomycetes; Hypocreales; Hypocreaceae
Product: short chain dehydrogenase domain-containing protein
Exons: 5
Coding region: 1-876 (291 amino acids)
Molecular function (GO): oxidoreductase activity, acting on the CH-OH group of donors, NAD or NADP as acceptor
Source: RefSeq, a predicted model, not a curated record
AUGGCAGAUGCAGCAAGCCAAGCAGCCGCAAAUCCGGAUAGAUUUGUCUACCAUCAGCUAUUCACUCCCACAUUCCACCAUGAUGUGUAUCCGACAAUUGACCCUAAGAAUCCUAGCCUAACACAAGAAGGACGCAUCAUUUUGAUCACAGGCGCCAGUGGCCCAAUUGCAUCUGAACAUGCACGAUUUUUUGCUCAAGCAGGAGCAAAAGCUAUUAUCAUUAGUGCUCGACGUCUGGAAAUAUUGGAAGCACUGAAGAAGGAGAUCGAAAGCUCUUAUCCUAAUACCGAAGUUGUGCCUAUUGGGUGUGACUUGACUUCCGAGAGCGAUGUUGCCAAUCUCUUUGAGACGACCAUAUCCAGGUUUGGUACAGUUGAUGUGGUCAUUGCCUGUGCAGCCUCUCGUUCGCAGAUGAAGAAGAUUGGAGAGACGGAUAUUACGGGGUGGUGGAACGAUUUUGAAACUAACGUCAAGGGCCUCUAUCUGUUGGCCCGGCAUGCUGCAAAUGUGAAACCGGAGGGGACUAUCACCUUCAUUAAUGUCACAAGCAGCAUGGCUAUUGAGACAAUUCCGACAAGGUCAAACUACGGAAUUACCAAAUCAGCAGGAUGUAAACUCAUAGAAUAUUUGCAUGCAGAGCAUCCAAAUGUCCGGGCUUUCAAUCUUCACCCUGGCAUUGUCCCAAACGGUGUCGUAUUUGGAAUGCUUGCAGGAGCAAAUGUAGAUACACGUGCCGAGUUCCUGCGGGGAAGAUUUAUCUCUGCCAACUGGACAAUAGACGAUUUGGAGGCUAAGAAGGAAGAAAUUGUGAAGCAAAACCUGCUUACCACGUAUAUCAGAGCAAAGUUUGGGCCCGGAGGUCAUUUUGCCCAGUAG